This is a messenger RNA of Pimephales promelas (fathead minnow), 2137 nucleotides long. Its product is annotated as sterile alpha motif domain-containing protein 3. The record is from RefSeq and is a predicted model, not a curated record. Lineage: Eukaryota; Metazoa; Chordata; Actinopteri; Cypriniformes; Leuciscidae.
UCUGGGUGAGGCUGUGUUUGUUAAGCAAGUCAACCAUGGAAAAACUUACUUCCUCAGCCUCUGCUGGCAGUAUGAGACUUCCUGCAGGUGUUCAAACAUGCUAUGAACCCACCUCCAAAACACUGCUACCUUGUCAGAAGCAAAACAUCAAUCUGAAACUGUGGCACUUUUAACCACUUCAUGAAAACUGACCUCGGAACAGCUCUUUUUAGAUGUUAAAUGUUAAUGCAACUUUGUGUAUUAUGCUCAUAUUGUUUAGCUGCUAAAGGGGAGACAGCUUUGAAUGUCCUGCAAACUCUGCUUCCCCCAUCCAUCUAACGUUACGGAGAGGAGGAGAAGGCUUCAGACCCACGACCACAGAGGCACAGAGGUCCUUGACAUGCGACCUGUGGGGACCAACAUGACCAGGGGCAUCAGGGAUGUAACGAGGGGAACACAUCAGACUGUUGCCAUUGUUCCAGGCCACGCCAUCAAGUCUGAGUCUUUGCCGGAGGAUGCAUACCUGGCAUAUGUCCCCAGAUGAAGACUGUGUGUCUUCUAUUGGAGAGGACCCUGUUUCAAUCAAUGCCCAUGUGAAGAUCUUACAGGACCAGUACAAGAAGACCCAACCAGAUGCUGCAAUAGUGGAUGAAAAAAUGAAACAAACAUUUGCUUGGAGGAGGAGGGAAAUAACCAAUGGCAUUCCUGUUGCUGAAAUGUUUCAAAAAUAUCCCUUCCUUAGGACCCCUUCAGUUUUGUUUCAGGAAAUGGGUCGAAUGCAUGCCGAAAAUAAUUUCAGCCGGUGUUUCCAGGAUUCCUUCAGCAAAAUUGUCUCCAAUGUUUUGAGUUUGGCUAAGGGGAAAUCCGUUAUAGAAGCACAUUACAUGGAUGCCAGAAGCGAAGCUGUUGCAGAGAGUCUUUGUGAUAUGGAUUUUCGUGCUGCUCUGGUUUUACCUUCGGUGAUUUUCAGGGAGAAAGUGGAUGAUUAUAUCACAAUCGGACAGGAAGAACCAGCCACACCAUAUCCCACUGUACAGAUUUUGGGAGCUUCUGACUGGAAACAGGUCUUCAGUGAGAAGAGAAUCUUCAGCACUGUAAAAAUGGAGGGAUCUGAAGUUUGCAGAGCAGUUGGGGCAGAGGAUGGUGUUCUCUCUGCUUUUUGCGCAUAUUUUGUAUUCAACCUUGCGUAUCCCUCGUACAACAGGAACACUCUACUCUUUCUCCAAAGGCAUGUGUUGAAGGUAACUGCACCUGGUGAUAAGCCAUUGCCAACUGCUGUCGUCAGGAUUAUUAAUUUUUUAUCUUAGAUUGAGAGGAUGCCACGGCCCUAUGCAUGUCCAAAGUGUUCACGCAGACACUUUACUGUAGUGAAACUAAUCAAACAUAUAGGAUUGAUUCAUGCUCAUGAGCAUGACUUUUCCAUCUGUUGCGGACUUGAUGGAUGCCAAAAUUUCUUUUUCAAAUACGAGUCUUUCAGGCGUCAUGUAUAUAGAAAACAGAACUCACAUUUGGCCAAGUCGUUAUAACGUCACUGGAGCGGAUGAAGUUGACAUUAGUGACAAUGAAGUCAACAAUGAUACUGCAGAGGAUACUCCUGAAGAUGUUGUGCUGGAUAUGAAUGAUCUUUUGACUAAUUUAGAUACAUUGUGGAUACUGUGUGGAAAACUGUUGCUCCCACAACUGUUUGAUACUCAUUUCCAUGCAUUUCGGGUUUUAUAUGACAAGGAUUGAUUUUGUGUGAUGCCAGGAGAGGAACUGGACUACCAGGCAGUUGACCUUUAUGCGAUCGAUGACCUCUUGAGCUAGAUAUGCAUAGUCAAAUCAUUAGAUAUGUGCACACAUCAAUGUUUAUAAUUGAAUUUUUUAAAAAUGUUAAUAAUGUAAUGUAAAUGCAAGGGUAUUGUGUGGAAGGUAAAAAUGAAUUUAAAAGUCUGAAUUUUUUUUUUAUUAAAUAGCUUGUGAAUUUUUAUUGUAGAAGGGAGAAUGAAAUUGACAUUUUAGUGUAAUUGUUUUAUGAAAUGUUUUGUAGCAAAUGGAGAAAUGUUUUUUUUUUUUAUGUUCAGUUAAAAAUAUGUUUGAAAUCUCCAUUGUUAACUGUAAAGAAGAUUUUAAACAAAAAGAAAAAUUUUAACCUGGAAUAAGAGUAUUGCGCUGAGGG